AUGGAAUUAGAACUUCAACAGCCAUCUGUUGUUCAUAUUAUAGAGGAUAAUUCAGAAAGUCUGGAUUGGAAUGCAGUAAUCCAGAAAGUAGAAGUGUACCGUAAACAAAUAAAAGAGUCAAAAUCUGCUCUCAAUCCCCUUUAUUAUUAUCUGAUUGAUCACUCUGGAUUUCAUAGCCCAACUUCAAAUUUAUUAUCUAACACUUUUCCUCAAAUGCUAUGUGCACCUCCAAAAAUGCGUUUUUGUGUUUCAGAACUAACUGAAUCAGAGACAGAAUUCAUUGACAAACUUUUAAAGUCUGAAGAUGUUGAUGACAUACCAACAAAUCUUAGUUUGACUCCAGUUAUUAGCUGUUUAGAAGUUUCUGGUGGUCUUACACAUUUUUCACGAUCUAAAGAGUGGGGAGAUACUCUUAAACUUGGAUUAGAGCUCUGGGACUUAUGGGUGAUUGCAGGAGAUCAUUUGACAGGUGUAGAUAUAAACAAAUUGGUAUUGUGGGGUCUGAUAGUGGUUGACCUAUAUAAUUUGGAACUUGCAUAUCUUGUAUUAAAGGAAUACAAAAAGAAGUUAGAUGAAACGAAAAAUAUGCUUAUUGAACUCAGUAAGAAGAGAAAUUUAGAGAAACCAAUGGGAGAUAAAUUAAUAAAGAAACCAAAAAUUAUAAGUACAUCUGAGAAAGCACAAAAUAAGCAAACAUUUUUUCCUUAUCAAAAAUAA
This is a messenger RNA of Entrophospora candida, 717 nucleotides long. NCBI's taxonomy places the organism in Eukaryota, Fungi, Glomeromycota, Glomeromycetes, Entrophosporales, Entrophosporaceae. The record is from the annotation of a GenBank genome assembly.